AUGUCAGAACCGAUUGGAGUUUCGAUUCGCACUGAAAACUCUACGCAUGUCCCAAUAAGGUUAGUAGUACAGUAAUCUAGGAAUGUGAUUUUAGUAAGAUAUUUGAUUGAUCAAUUUCAGAGAAGCACUCACAGUAUUGGAGAGUCAUCUCGGCUUCCAAGUGCAAAAUCCUGGCGUUGGGCUUGCUCCUCAUUAUUUGCGAUUAAUGGAAUGCGGCACGAUUGUGAGUUUUUCUCUUGUCAAGUUUUUACAUUUUCAGAUUGUUAUUGCUAUGCAUCUUGAUCUUGAUUUUGAGCAUUGAAUGAUUUUCAACAAGAUUUCAAAAAAAAUCACGGUGAAGAUUUCUUUAUGGCUUGGAGCAAGCACUCACCAGAAAAAUCGAUAAAUGUUAAAAACGUUUUCAGUUUUAUUCUGAUAGUGAGAAUGGUUUCUUGAAAAUUAUUAGAAUAAAAAUGGAAAAAAACAGAAAAAUUAUGGUGAAGAUAGCUUCAAAUAAGGAAUAUCGAUUGACGCGGUGCAUGGAGUAGGUUAAUUGAUAAAUUUGCACGAUAUUUUGGGCUCGCUUGAUUUUUUAUGCAGCUUUCUUUUGACUCUGAGCUUGAUCUAGACAUUGUUUAUUGUAUAAGAAUUGCAAGUGUCCAGAAUUUCAGUAAAAAUGUUGCCAAAUCAAUGAUUUUGUUUGGCGAAAUGCAUAUGUUCAUUGAAUCGAUUGCACCACUUUGAAACCUCAUUUUUUCUUGAUUUAGAGCAUGACUACUAGAUUUUCAUUAAAAUAACAGGCUUAAAUCUGAAAAAUACUGUAAUAUCAAGAAAUUCGCUUCAAAUCAGGACAUUCAUAAAUUAAUCGAUAUAAUUCACGUCAUAUUGAUUUGUUUUUGGUCAGUUCUAGAUUCUAAGCUUAACCAUUAGAUUGUUGACAGAUAUAUCACAUGAAGUUCAAAAUUUACUUUAAAAAUGUCUAAAAAAUAAGAAAAACGCUGGUAGCAUAGCUUGCAGUAAUAAAAUCAAUAAAAUACCAAAAUUUUCCAGUUUUUUCAUAAUUCAGAGUUCAAUUACCAUAUAGUGUACAAAAUGACAUGUUGAAAUUCAAGAAAUAGUGUAAACUUAUGGUGAAUAAUCGAAAACCGGUGAAACUGUUUGUAUUUAUAAAAAAUCGAUACAAAUUGAACUAUUUCCAGUUUUCUUUCGAUAUUGAGCUUGGCUUAAUGAUAAUUAACAGUCUUAAAAUAUAAAAAGUUCAAAAAUCGGUGAAGAUUGCUUCCAAUAAUUGAAAACCGUUGAAGCCAGGAAUUUAAUCUUUCAAUCAUUAAUACUCAUCUUUUAUUAUAUUUUAUCAAUUUUUCUUCUGAUUUUGAGUUUGAGCUAUAGAUUAUUCACAAAAUGAGAUCAAGAAUAUUGAAAAUAUAAUAAAAACUGGAUCUAGAUAUAGAUUUUUGUUUGAGCAGUAGAUACAUGCGCUGAAAAAAUCAAUAUCUUGGUUUCUAGCUUCUGAGCCUUCAGGAAAACUCCAAUCUGGAAUUUAAAUUAUCAAUUUUCAGGCCGUCGAUCGGAAUUGUGCGGUCGUUGGAAUAUGUCAAAACACUCCUCCAACAUCAUCAGCAAGUCAUACAAUUCUUGGAAUGGAAAACCAUCCAACAUUCCAAACAACCCUCCAAACAAUUCGGGACUUCUUGACCACCUUGGAGUUGAAGAAAACUUUCACAUUCAAAAUUCAAAAUUGUCUCGCGCCAAUUGGUAAAGUAUCGAUUUGCAGCAUUUUGGUUGCGAUUUGGAAAUUCAUUUCGAUUUUCCAUGAAGAAGGAGAUCAGCCAAUUGAUACUGCAGAAGCAUUUCAAGCAAGACUUGCGCUAUUUUUCGAAGCGAAAAAUAUCAAAGUCACACAAUCAGAAAUCAGAGCUGUUUUGAAAGGAGGUGAAUCUGCAUAUAUCAACUAUUUUUUGAAAGAUGUCUUUGAUAUUAUUCAAUAUGGAAAAGAAACGUGAGUUUUACAAUAUCUCUUUGUAUUUUUAAAUAUUGAAUUCAUUAUUUUCAGCGCGGUUUCUGCUCAAACUGUCAUUCCAUUCUUCAGAGAAUUUGAUUUGAUUUUUCUCCGUACCGAUAGCAGCAAUAUGGAAGAAUCAUCCGAUUAUUAUUUCAAGCCAAGCUUUGUAAAUGAUUUCAAAAAAGGUUUCGAUGAAUUGGAUUAUGACGAGUUGGACAAUAUGGAUAUCGAUGAUUCCGACUCUGAUUCUGAUCCUUCCGAGUCUUCGAGAAAUGAGUUUCGCGUCAUUUACAAUGUUCUUUCAAGAAUUUCAAAAGCUCGAAUUGAAAGACCACAAUUUUCUGCAUCAACGGUUGAAAAGGAGUUUCAACAAGUUCUCGAAAAACUGAUUGGUGAAAGAUUGGAAGAACAAAUUGUUAGAGGAGGUUAUGCUUCGAAUGAAGGACUUCUUCUGAUUGUUGAUAAACAUGUCUUCGACGAUAGAGACUUUCAUAAACUUCUUGCUGUAAGUUAAUUUUUGAUUUAAUCAAUCAUAUUUAUAAAUAUUUAUAAUUUACAGAACGCUUUCUUGCAAUGUAAAAUACACCCAUCAUUUAUCACCCUCGAAAAAUUGCAAGCUGGUAAAGCCGCCAUUUCUUCAAACCAUAUUGAAAGAGAAAAUGGCCCAAUAACAACUGUAAAUAUCAUUCCAAAUUUUUGCGCUGAACCGUCAUCACCACCGCCGAUUCUACAUAAAUCGUGUCAUAAAACCAUCGAGCAGCGAUGCUUCAUAUUCGAUGAUUCUGUAGAAAUGCCCGAAUAUGAAUCAUUCGCAACAGUAUAA
Caenorhabditis angaria is the source of this 2804-nucleotide messenger RNA. NCBI's taxonomy places the organism in Eukaryota, Metazoa, Nematoda, Chromadorea, Rhabditida, Rhabditidae. The record is from the annotation of a GenBank genome assembly.